Miniopterus natalensis is the source of this 1343-nucleotide messenger RNA. RefSeq names its product histone H1.9-like. The record is from RefSeq and is a predicted model, not a curated record. Gene Ontology annotation, molecular function: DNA binding. Gene Ontology annotation, biological process: nucleosome assembly. NCBI's taxonomy places the organism in Eukaryota, Metazoa, Chordata, Mammalia, Chiroptera, Miniopteridae. Gene Ontology annotation, cellular component: nucleosome.
CGUGGUGGCACAGCGCCCUCCUUCCCAAUGCUGCUCCCAGGGACUCACCUCUGCUUCUCUGCCAGGAGAUGGGCCACCUUCCUGUGGAUGAUUUUUCAGUCAGAUCCAGAUGGAAAAUUCUAGAAAAGAAAGAGGCUUUGUUUGGAUGUUUCAUUUUUUCUGCUCUCUCAGCAUCCUGGGUCCCUUCGGUGAGGUGAGCCCGUCUCCUGGCAGGAUUUUCUAUAGCUGAAAUGUGGCGAUUUUCCCUCCUUUUUGCCCCAGCUGCUCAGCCCUCAGCUUCCCAGGUGCCUCCAAGACUUUCCUGGACGGAGCCGGGGAACCAAGUAAGGCUGAGCGAUGUCCAGGGACCAAGGGGCAAGAGCCUGGAAGAAGGCUGGCCUUUGUCUAGGAGGGCAAUCGGACCAUCGCACACUCGGAGACUUCCAUGGUCUGCAGACGACGCACCUGGCAAGGCCCGAGGGAGAGGCACAAGUCUGCUGAGACCAGCCGUGGGUGAUCAUCCUUGGUCCUCCUGGCCACCCAGCGGAAGGCUUGGGCCAGAGCCCUAGGAGGGAGCCUCUGAGAGAAACAGAAACUAAGACGUACCUCACCCACCAAGGAGCGACCCAGUGGAGAUUUCCAGCUGCCAUCCUGGAGGUCCUCGCACCCAGUUCCCUUAACCCACCCCAGGAAGAGAUGCAGAAAGACACUUCGAUGCCACCCGCAUCUUCGGCCUCGGCCUCCAACACCGCCACGGGUGCAGGCCCGCAGGCCAGUGUGUCGGGAGUCCCCAGCAGGAGCGAGACUGGGCGCCUCGCCUGCCCCACUGCCUACAAGAAGCCCAGCAUAUCCAAGGUGAUCCUGGAGGUCAUGGCGGACAAGGGGACACGCAAUCGUGUGUCCCUGGCCACCCUGAAGAAGGCUCUCACCACCACAGGCUACAACAUGACCCGCAACAACUGGCGUUUCGAGAAAGUGCUCAAGGGGCUGGUGGACAAGGGCAUGCUCAGGCAGGUGGCCAGCAAGGGGACCUUGGACGCCUUCCGCAUGAGCAAGAAGCAAGCCUCCAAUUUCAAGUUUGAGACCAAGAGACAGGGGCAGCAGAAGCAGCGCCGACAGCUUGGGCAGCACCGGUCUAGACAGCAGCGGCCUGGGCAGCGCAGGUUUCUACUGAGCUCCAAACAGGGACACAAGCAGCUAAUCAAGGGAGCUCGCAGGGUGGCCAAGUGCCCCCGCAAUUAACGAGGCUGGCCCAGGAAGCAAGCAGAGGGGCCAGGCCCGCCAGAGGCUCAGAGCAUGGGAAUAAAAGGAGCCUUAUUUAACACCUGCCUCCUGGAAUCUUUGGGAUUCAAGCGAGUGGGAGG